UAUGUGACAAUCGGACGUUCGGUGUCAAUUGUUCAUCAACUUGCCAUUGUCUAAAUAAUACAAAUUGCAACAGUACAACAGGUGUAUGUGAUAAUGGUUUGUGUGAUUCCGGUUGGCAAGGUCCUGCAUGUGAUCAAGUAUGUAACAAUGGUACCUUUGGAUAUAAUUGCUCAUCAUCAUGCCAUUGUCUUAAUGAGUCACAUUGCAACAGCACAACAGGGGAAUGCCAAAUCGGAGUAUGUGAGUCAGGUUGGCAAGGUCCUGCAUGUGACCAAGCGUGUGAUAAUCGUACCUUUGGUUAUAAUUGUUCCUCAACUUGCCACUGUUAUAAUGGCACAAGUUGCAACAGUUCUACGGGCGAUUGUGAUGCUGGUUCAUGCGAUUCCGGUUGGCAAGGUCUUAGUUGUAGCGCAGUAUGUGAUCGUCGAAGAUUUGGCGAUGCCUGUUCAUCAUCAUGCCAUUGUCUGAAUGAUUCAAAUUGCAACAGUGCAACAGGAGAAUGUGAGAUUGGGUCAUGUGAUCCUGGUUGGCAAGGCUAUAGUUGUGACAAAGUUUGUAGCAAUCGUCGAUUCGGUUUUAAUUGUUCGAACACGUGCCAUUGUUAUGAUAAUGCAACUUGCAACGAAACGACAGGAGUAUGCACAGGUCCCGGGUCCUGUGAUCCUGGUUGGGAAGGAUCAAGCUGCAGUAAAUCAUCAGCAGAAAGUACCGACAAUUCCAGCGGAUCUACAGGUGCAGCAGUAGGGGGUGCAGUAGGAGCGACUGUUCUAGUUGUUCUGGGUGUGGUUAUAGGAUUAAUACUGUUCAGAAGAAUACGAUCCUCAAAAAAGAACAAUGGUCAGGAAACCAAUUUUUCUCAUCUUGACGAAGCCCUGUCUAACAGAACAAAGGCUCAAAGAAGAACGAACCAGGGUGCGCAUGUAAACAGAUUGUAUGAAGAUGAGCAAGAAACAAGUAUGGCUGGUACAAGCGCUAGUGAUUACUACAGCUUUAAUGAACAUUUGACGGGAAUCAAGAUUCACGAAUUAUGGGAUUACAUACGCAACAAAAUGGAAAACAAAUGUGAACAGUUGAUUUCGGAAUUUAAGACUUUGCAACAAGGACUUGUUCAUCCUUGUAGAUCCGCGGACCAUAUAUCUAACCGAGGCAAAAACCGGUACAAGGAUAUGUAUGCUUAUGAUCACACUCGAGUUAUUUUGGAUGAUGACUGUGAACCAGGAGAUGAUAUACAUGGAGGUUACAUUAAUGCAUGUUAUAUAGACGGUUAUGAGAAGGUUAAAAAGUUCGUUGCAUCACAAGGACCAACAAAGAAUAUGGUAGAUGAUUUCUGGAGGAUGGUGUGGCAGCUUAAAUCAGACAAAAUUGUUAUGCUCACUAACUUAAUUGAAAUGGGCACGACAAAGUGUUUGCAAUACUGGCCUAAAGAAGAGGACGGGGAAACUGAAUGUACCUUUGGAGACAUAGUUAUAAGACUACUAGAAAUAGAAAAGUUCCUUGACUACAACAUACGUGUGUUUGAGGUCACAAAGAACGGAGAAGAGUCCCGUAGAAUUCGGCAAUUUCAUUUCAAGUCCUGGCCAGAUAAAGAUGUUCCUGAUAGCACUUGGUGCCUUGUCAAUUUUUGGAGGGUUGUUGAUACGAACAUUGCAUCAAAUGCAGGACCAAUAGUCGUACACUGCAGCGCCGGAGUUGGUAGAACAGGAACUUUUAUUGGGCUUGACAAUUUGGUGAAUCAAGCACGGUUGGAGGGUUGUAUACGACCGCUACAGGUUGUUCAGAACUUGAGGUCACAGCGAGUCAACAUGGUACAGACAAAGGAGCAGUACAUAUACUUACAUGAGGCAGCUGCAGACGCCAUGUAUUUUGGUACCCACAUUAUUUGGACAAAGCAGUUUAGAGAUGUGCUGGAAUUUAUGAUACAAAAAGACAAGGUUGACGCACGGACAAGAUUACAGAUACAAUUUGAGCUUAUCGAGAAAAGUGUUGUGAACUCCUCAUCAGAGGUAGCAGAAAGCCCGGAAUAUUCUAAUGUGGAUACCCUUCUUUCAGAAAGUGCUGCAUACAGACCGAAAUUCAUGAACAAGGGGUCAACAUUUGUGCAGCGUUUGGGUGCCAUGUGUAUCACUAAUUACAAGGGAAAGAGCACAUUUCUUGUGUCAAUGUCACCAGAUAAAGAUACAAUGGAAGAGUUUUGGUCUCUUGUUGACGACAACAACAUCAAGACAGUUAUAAUGCUUACAGAACAGUCAUCUUCAUGCUAUCAGUCAAGCUGUGAACUGGGUUCAGGUUCUGGGAACAGAUUUAGCGUUAACAAAAUAGAAGAGAAAAGGAGAAAGGGUUAUACCCAGAGGACCUUCACCUUCAAGGAAAGUGUAAGGGAGGAGGAAGAUCACUUAACAACGUUGAAGCAAUUUGAAUACACAGCUUGGAAAGAUGGAUACCCGUCUCCAGGUGACACAACCUCAUUCCUGGAUAUGAUAGAAGCCGUGUUAAAAUGGCAGCCGCAUUUGUCGGAGUCACAGCCAGUACUUGUUCAUUGCGGUGACGGUUGUACAAGAUCUGGUAUAGUAUGUGUGCUCCUGAACGAGCUUCAAAGGAUGAAAUAUGAAGGAGGCCACGUUAACAUUGUAGAGUCUGUUAAAAUGAUGAAGAAACGACAGAGACAUCUUAUAACCAACUAUGAGCAAUACAAGUUCUGUUUUGAUCUGAUUAUGGAUCACAUCAAACGAACAGAAGAUUACCAGAACCUAUAAACUAUUAGCUUCACAGUCGAGCAACAUGGUGUUAAAACAGAGCUAUUAUAAAUAUUUAAUAUUACUAUGUGUACAGUAUAUAAACUUUUUAAUUCAUAAAUGUAAUCAAACCGAGCUUGCAAACAUUUAAAUUUUUGCCGGUUUUGACGUCCUUAAGGGAUUCAUUUGUUCUCUAUUUGUAAUAUUACGUGCUCAUUAAUCCAGAAUAUUGUCCAAGAAUCUUUGGUAAGAUAUAGUGUCUCAUGUUUAAUUUUAUCAGUCUAAAUGAUCAUAUAUAUAAGACAACUAUUUAUGAUGAAUACAUUGUAAUAAAUGCUGAUUUUAAGGGCUCUUGUAAGUAUAUGAGAAUAUUUUAUUUUACUUCCUUCAAACCUAUUGUCUAUAUUUUAUCAGUUUUGUCAUGUAGUCCUCUCGUGAGAAAAAUUACUGCUUUCCUUAGACAAAUGUAUUUUUAGAGCCAUUUAGAAAGAAUUAUUUACUAGAGUGGUUAAAUGUGAAUCUUUAUCACUUCAUUUAAAACGUUAAUUGUAUGGUACAAAACAAUCGUUUAUAUAAGAUGAUAUGUGAUAUAAGUCACUGAUUUAUUGAUUUGUUUUUCUCUCUUUGUUUUGCUUCAUUUAAGUAGUAUGUCUUGUUUGUAUCAUAAGCGUUGUCGAUUUUCAUAGACAAACUUAUUUCUAAAUUCUCAUACAUCUUUAGGAUAGUCAUUAUGAAAGUCAUGAGUGCUUCAAAAUGAUGUUCACCAAACGCGUUUUGUUAGAUUAACACAAAUAUCUUGCUGUUAUAUAGUAUGUUGAUUACUCGUGAUUAGUGCUUGUACAUUGCUUUUGAAACUAUCAAUAACUAAGAUAUCCGCGGACUUAAAUUAUAUGUGGUAUUCACGUUUUAUCAUUUCACCUAUAUUAUCAAGAACUUGACAACAGCCAAUAUAAUGUAUGUAGGUUUCAAAUGUAGCAUAUUCCCUUCAGGAUUAAUAUUUAACUUUUACACUUUUGUAAAAACUUUUCGCACGAACAAAGAGUACCAAAACUGAUAAAAAGAAGAGUUCGUAUUAGACACUUAACGUAACAAAGCCGUCAAAUUAUUUGACACUGUAUUAUUGGACAACUUGCGGUGAUUAUAUCCUUGUGUUUGCUGGUUCAGAUAAGAUUCAGUUGAUUUUUGUCUCGAAUGACCACACCAUGUUUAUUUUCAUGAAAGAUGUUUCAAAGCUUUAAAGUGUGGUUGAAAUGCUUUCUUUUUUAUAACUAAUGCAGUAUGUGCCCAUGUUAUAUUUCUAUUGCUUAUGCUUAUAAAUAUUUCU
Ruditapes philippinarum (Manila clam) is the source of this 4056-nucleotide messenger RNA. Its product is annotated as receptor-type tyrosine-protein phosphatase epsilon-like. Gene Ontology annotation, molecular function: protein tyrosine phosphatase activity. The record is from RefSeq and is a predicted model, not a curated record. The annotation marks the transcript as partial. NCBI's taxonomy places the organism in Eukaryota, Metazoa, Mollusca, Bivalvia, Venerida, Veneridae. Gene Ontology annotation, biological process: protein dephosphorylation. The transcript is spliced from 23 exons.